Molecule: messenger RNA, 1701 nt
Organism: Kwoniella botswanensis
Lineage: Eukaryota; Fungi; Basidiomycota; Tremellomycetes; Tremellales; Cryptococcaceae
Exons: 3
Coding region: 1-1701 (566 amino acids)
Source: RefSeq, a predicted model, not a curated record
AUGCAAUCUCAACCUGAAGCGUCCACCUCGUCCUAUACCCCGCCAUUGGAACUAGAAUCAGAAAUAUGGGGAUCAAUACCAUCCAUCGAGAAUGAGAAUAAAAGUGGGACCACUGAUGGUAGUCCAUUGUCAUCACCCGAAAUAGGUGGUAGACGUACAUUACGAAGUCGUAAGAACGUGGAAACACCGCGUAUGACUCAUCCUUUAUCUACUCUCAUCACACCACCUACGAUCCAUACGGAUGUCCUGGGAGAUGUCAGUCGACCAAACUUGAAGAGAUUGACUAGUGAGACUGAACGGCAAGUUGCGGAGUCGUCGACGUCUGGAAGUCUGAGAGGUAGUUUGGAUUUACUUAGGAUGACUCCUACUGAUGGAGGAGGGGAGGGGGAAGAGAGGGAAGUGGAAGUUCUAAUACAUACUAUCAAAUCGAACGAAUCGUUAGCUGGGAUAGCAUUGUUAUAUGGUAUAGAUCUAGCGACCCUCCGUAAAUCCAACAAACUGUGGUCCUCUGACCCCCUGCACAUUCGCACUCACCUCUACGUCCCACUAGAAGCAUGCAGAUGGAACAAAGCCAAGGAGAUACUAGUGCGAGGUCCAGGUGAAGGUCAAGUCACCCUGAUGCCUAAGACCAACAGAGAUAAAGGGAAGGGUAAGGAAGUAUACAAUCUGAAUGGACCUAUUAGUCAAAAUGGAUUGAGUCAUAUAAUGGAUUUAUCAGAUAGUCCACCUUCAGCUUCUACUUCUACCCUUUCACUCGCUUCAACCUUCCUACCCUCAACCAAUCAUUCGUACACUCAAGAAAGCUCCUCUCCAACGGCGACUGAACCAUUAGUUAAUGAACAAACACCUACACCGAGGGUAUUAGACGUAGUGAGAAUACCUUCGAGUCAAUUACGGUUCUUCCCCAAACCGAAACCUGAUAAACCACCUGAUAGGACAUCAUCAGAUUAUUUUGUUUCUGGUUCAAAAUAUAGUCCUGGAUCGAAUACUAACACAAAUACCCUAUCAUCGCCUUUAAGUAGGAAUGGCAGACCCUCAGGAGAGAUAGAAAGAAAGUCUAUAGAAGAUACAUUACAUGGCAUAUCCAAUCAUAGACGCAAUUCGCAAAAUCAUGAAUCACCCAAUGUCGAUGGACCAACCAUCAUCAACGAUUUAUCAACUCUACCUCCACCUCUUAGACCUACUCCUACUUCACCUAUUCAUCCAUCAUCAUCGUCGUCGUCGAUAUCAAAAGGUAGAUCUAAAUCUACUAUCGUCAAGAUACGGCCGCCUAUCAUCCAGACUUCCAGUCAGCAUCAAAGGAAUUAUUCGAAUGGGAUGAGUCUGAAUAUGGAAGGUAUAAAAGGAAGUAUAAAAGAUUUCUUUACCGUCCCUCCUCCACCACCUUCAAACUACGGUACGUUAGGUAGAUCAAAGCCGAGGAAUGCGGAUGGGCAACGGGAAAGAAUGGUAUCUUCACCUUCUACCCUGUCCUUAGGUCAAAACAGUCCGAUCUCAAAGUCGAAUGGUAGUCCAAUAAAUGGGAAUGGAAAGGUAUUGCGAAAACAGGAAAGUAUGGAAUUGAAAACUAGGUAUUCGGACUUGGGACUGGAUCUGGGAUUGGGUGGAUUAGGUAUAAAUGUAGGACAACCUUCUUCGACGAAAGGUGGUGUGGGGAGGAAAGAUAGUUCAGGAGGAGGGAAGGGGGACAAGCAAGAUUGA